Thlaspi arvense is the source of this 702-nucleotide messenger RNA. The record is from the annotation of a GenBank genome assembly. Lineage: Eukaryota; Viridiplantae; Streptophyta; Magnoliopsida; Brassicales; Brassicaceae.
AUGAAGAUCAGCUUUAAUCAUGAAAAUGUCUCAACUUCUACAACCGUAAAUGAUCGAGUCCUCAAUAAGUGUUUCCUCCUCAAAGACACCACAAAAGAAGUCAUUCAUCUCAAAGCUUUUCAGGUCGAAUCAGCUUCGAUUUCCUUCUCCGUGACUUAUCAGAAAAAUGUAGAGAUUCGCCACGAAAAUCUCCAUGGACACGUAUUCAAGGCCGCUCUUGAAAGCCCCAAUCCUGUACUUAAACGCGAAUAUCACAUUCCAAAACAGUUUCUUGUCUCCCAAGAAACAUGCCUUCAUCAUGUCAUGAUUGUUUUGUCUGAGAUGCAUCUCCCGCCUCCUACUCAAGAACGUAUUAUCAGUUAUAUCUCAACAGAAUCCGUUAACUUUAGCAGCCGCCACGGAGGAAGGGGAAGAGGUCUCAAGGUCGAAGUCAACGUUAAAGUCAACGUGGAUCGUUGGGUGAGGAUUGGAUGCUGCAACAACGUUGUUGGUUGUCAGGUCCCGGCAAGACGAGUGAAUAGAACAGAGACGGAGAUGAAUUGUCCGAUAUGCUUAACGGAUUUAUCUAGUGCGGUGAGUCGCAUGGAGUUACGGUGUUCCCACGUUUUCCAUAGAGACUGUCUGAUGAAGUGGCUGAAGAAGAACCCUUCUUGCCCUAUCUGCCGAACCAAAACUCUUGGCGAAACUGUUUAUCUCUAUUAG